AUGACUGUUUUCAAUUUGCUUACAUUUCCAAAUGUUUGUCGAGCAUGUCUGCAAUCGAUACAUCCCGAUCAAAUGAUCGGUCUAGAUACGUACCGUCCUGUACUGGAGGGAACCAUCGAGGCGUUCCUGGAGCACAUUUCAUUCAAGCCGCCAAAGGAAAUCAGUCCACUUCUUCCAUCUUCGAUCUGCUUCGCCUGUUUAGAAGUGGUCGAGUUUUUCAGCAAAUAUUGCCGGAAAAUAAUGCAUUUACACGAAUUUCUCAUUGCGCUAGUUCGUGUAAAACUUGGCGAUGAGUUGCCGUUAAGAAAAUUGUUCGCAAGCAAAGCAGAACAGCUGGAGGUUCUAUUCAUGGGCCUAGAUUUGUGCAAUAAAACAAAUCCGCAUGUGGACGAUUUGCUGGAAGAAUACAGUCAAUACACGAUUGCGUCGAUGGCAACUAUCAUAGAUCAAGAUCAGCUUGAAGUAGACGAGCCUAUAGCAUCACAUGCAUUUGAGCAAAGCUCGGAGGAGGAUAUGGAUAAAUAUUCUCCCCCUAUGGUGGCCCAAAAAGAAACAAGCAGUAUUGGUGUAAAAGUCAAAAAAAGAAGAAAGAAAAGGCUUUUGAAAAUAGAGAUAGAUCGUAAAUCCCGGAUUGAUACCGAAGCCACAGUUACAAUUGGGACAGAAGCUGUUUUGAAAGAAGAUUGUGAAGUCUCUGCUACCGAAAGUGAUAAAUGUAAUAGGCAAGCAAACUGUAACCAAAUACGCGAACGAUUCUACUGUGGACAAUGCCCGUUUAAAUCCUACUACACCGUGGCGUUCGAACUACACGUUAAGAAACACCAGAAGAAUCUAGGUAAAACAGGAUUUGUCUGUAGUAAUCCUUACUGUGUGCAGAUGUUCGAUACUGCCGAAGAAUUGAGCAAUCAUAAGAAAAGCAAUGCACACUCGCAGUAUGUAUGCGAGAUUUGUGGAACCGAGCUAAAACAUCGCAAUUCUUUGGAAGUUCAUUUGGAGCGCCACGCGGGUAUAACGCAUCAUCAGUGCCCUUAUUGUUCAUCAUCGUUUCACACAAAAACGGAACUCAAAAACCAUGUCUUGUCCAUGCACAUCAGCGAAGACCGAGCUGAUUGUGACCAAUGUGGAGCCGUUUUUACGAGCAAAAAAUUACUCAAGCAACACCUCAAAUCCCACACUGCCGUUCGAAACUUUCAUUGUGUGCAAUGUACACUUUCAUUCAAAACGUUUCACCACUUGAGGCGGCACAUAAAAGCCGUACAUAAUGAUGUACGCUUCCAGUGCGAGCAUUGUAAUGCGUCCUACUGCCGCCGAGACAAACUGCGAAUGCAUAUAGAAAAAGCUCAUUUGAUUCAAACGUACUUCGUUUGCGAAAUCUGCAUGCGGUCUUUUGAUACAAAUGAAGGCCUUCAGGAACACCGAGGCCAUCACGAAAAUCCAAAGGAGUUGGAAUGCGGGACAUGCUUGCUGGUUUGCUUGACUCAGGAAUCUUUCGAUAAACACAUGUGCAUCACGUACCAGGAUGAUUACGUUUGCUGCGGUCGCGAUUUCAAGCAUCAUAUGCUAUACAACAAGCACAUGAUGAGUCAUGGGAUCAAGGUGAAUGCGAGAGUCAGGGUAAAAUCAAAUAUGCUUAUUGGACAAGAGCGAGCCAUAAGAGAUUCUGCGGAAUUUCGCACGGAGGAUUAUCGUUUUAAAAACCGCGCUAGACGACAGGGUAAGCGGCCGCGGCUUGAUUGUGUACAGUGCAUGAAGAGUUUCAACAGCAUCGCUGAACGGCAACAGCAUGUAUGCAAUGGAAUAGAUGAUAAUACCAACGUCGAGAUAAAUGUAAAAGAAACUUAUGUAAAUGCAGAUGAUGAUCAAACAGAUCUGGUUGGUCUGGAACCAACUGAUUUCAUCGUUUUGCAAGAAUGA
Molecule: messenger RNA, 1914 nt
Organism: Anopheles nili
Lineage: Eukaryota; Metazoa; Arthropoda; Insecta; Diptera; Culicidae
Product: zinc finger protein 471-like
Exons: 2
Coding region: 1-1914 (637 amino acids)
Biological process (GO): regulation of DNA-templated transcription
Cellular component (GO): nucleus
Molecular function (GO): DNA-binding transcription factor activity, RNA polymerase II-specific; RNA polymerase II cis-regulatory region sequence-specific DNA binding; zinc ion binding
Source: RefSeq, a predicted model, not a curated record